CGGGAACUACAUCUCCCAGAAUGCAAUGUGAUGUUGCGUCACAACACCUGCCUGACGCCAGCAGCAGGAGUUCCGCGUGUUCGGGUGUGUGGUUGAUAUCCUGCGUGGAUGUGGAAUAUGAUGGAAAGCCGAGGAGUUUCAUCGAUUAUAUUUGAUUUGGAUAACACGCUGGUCGAUACAGCCGGCGCAGGACGAAUUGCCAUUCAGAAGGUGUGUGAGCUGCUGAAGUCAAUGCAUGUGCAGGAAUGUCACAUCAAAGACAUCUGUGAUCGCUUUUUACGAAAGCUUCUCCACGAAUCGUUCGACCCAUCAGAAGGAAAAACAAUAGAUGAUGUGAGGAUCCAUCACUGGUAUGAAGCCCUACAGGAGAUGCAGGGCACCGAUCCUGAUCCGGCUCUGGCCAACAGUUGCUACCACACAUGGAAGAACACACGAUUACAGGCGCUGACACUUUCUCCUGAGGUUCGAUCUCUCCUGGAGGAACUGAAGAAGAAGUACAAACUGCUUCUGAUCACCAACGGCGAUACUCAGACGCAGUGGGAGAAGAUCGAAGCGGUGAGAUGUGAGGGUCUCUUUAGUUUGGUGGUAGUCGGAGGAGAUCAUCCUGAGCAGAAACCGGCGUGCUCCAUCUUUACUCACUGCUUCGAGUCUGCAGGAGUCCGGCCGCAGGACUGCAUCAUGGUGGGAGAUUCUCUCAGCACAGACAUCCAGGGAGGCAUUAAUGCAGGAGUGCGGGCCACCGUGUGGAUAAACAGUGACUGUAAAUUUCUCCCGCAGGGCUCUGUGACUCCAGACUACACUGUUCCUAGUGUAAUGAAUCUGAAUGAUGUUCUACUUGAACUGAGUUGAUGUUUACAUAAAAGUUUUUUUUUUUUUUUAAAUGUGAUGAAGACUUAUAUUAGCGGCUUAGAAAAAAGUUUUAAUCUAUAAUAAAAAAAAAAAAGAAAAAAGGUUGGUCUUCUCUUACAGUGGCCACCAUUUUGAGGUCACAUGACACUAAAUGACAAUCUGAACAUUCGACUUGGAGUGGUUCAUGUCCUACUAAUUAUUCUUUCUAUGGCAACAAUAUUAACCUCAAAAUGAAUCUGUGUAGACAAAACCACAAUACAUCAAGUAACAGUGAUUAUGCAAAUGCAUUUUUAAUACAGUUUUGUUUAGUUUAUUGAACAGGACAUUUAACAUUAGUUAUCCAGCUCUGUUCUAGCAACAUUAAACUGUAUUGUAUGUCUUUUAUGUUCAGAUUAUAAUUGCAUUAAGGUGUUAAAAGUACCAAAUUAUUGGAAUUGUUAAAGAGAAAUAUUAAUAUUUGCCAAUACUUCAAGAAUAAAUUAAUCAUGGGUGAUGUAUUUCUUUGGGUAUUACAUGAUUGCUAACCAAAAAAAAAAAAAGCAUCUAUAAGCUUGCGAAAGCUUUAUUGAAUUUCUUUAUCUUAAAAGGCUGGUCUAAAAAAAGAAUUAAAAUUGUCAUUUAUUCA
Molecule: messenger RNA, 1474 nt
Organism: Onychostoma macrolepis
Lineage: Eukaryota; Metazoa; Chordata; Actinopteri; Cypriniformes; Cyprinidae
Gene: nanp
Product: N-acetylneuraminic acid phosphatase
Exons: 2
Coding region: 109-849 (246 amino acids)
Molecular function (GO): hydrolase activity
Source: RefSeq, a predicted model, not a curated record